Molecule: messenger RNA, 327 nt
Organism: Dibothriocephalus latus
Lineage: Eukaryota; Metazoa; Platyhelminthes; Cestoda; Diphyllobothriidea; Diphyllobothriidae
Source: the annotation of a GenBank genome assembly
AUGACUGCCGAGGAGUGUCGUGCCUUCAAAGCAGUCGUAAAAGAACAGCUUCAGCAGGAGGGCAUCCAAACUUAUGACUUUCCACUGUCUGCCCUCAACGCAGAGAAGGCGAGGAGCGCUGACGAUCACAACACCUCUCUGAGCGAGAUCAAAACCCUUCGGCUGAGGCAACCGUUUGCUGUGUGUACAGGCACCCAGGAGAUUCAGAAGGAGGACGGUACUAAGGCCACCACCGUCUUUGUGGCUAACGUGGACAUCCAGGAAAGUCAGCUGGUUGUUUUCUUCUUCCUCCAUCGUAAAUUGAAUGUCUGGAAAGACGGUUUUUAG